AUGGCAGCUGCCUCCCAAGCCACACUAAACCAGCAGCCCUUGUUUGAAGAUCAAGAGAUGCCUACACAAAUGGGUUUCUUUUCUCUUCCUCCUCACUUGAACUAUCCUCAAUUGGGUAGUUGCCACCAGUCUCUCAAAGGCUUCAUAAUACCUCCUUCACUUCCAGCUGAUGCACCUUCUACCACCAACCUCACUGAAACCUUACUACUCUCAUCUGCCCCCCACAAGCAAAGAGAAGACACUAUUGCUUCUGAUUUGGGAGGACCCCAUCUUCUUUCCUUGCAAAGAUCUAGUGCAAAUCUCUGGGCAUGGGGAGAGGUAAAUCAGUGCUUGAGCAGCAAAAGAAGUGGUUAUGGAGAAGAUCAUCUGGGGUUAUCAACAAUAAAGAUGAAGAAGAUUAAAGCAAGGAGGAAGGUGAGGGAGCCUAGGUUUUGUUUCAAGACUAUGAGUGAUGUGGAUGUGCUGGAUGAUGGUUACAAAUGGAGGAAGUACGGCCAGAAAGUGGUAAAGAACACACAGCAUCCCAGGAGCUACUAUCGUUGUACGCAAGAUAGUUGUCGCGUCAAGAAGCGUGUGGAGAGAUUAGCUGAGGAUCCAAGGAUGGUUAUCACAACCUAUGAAGGCAGACACGCACAUUCCCCAUCCCAUGAUCUUGAAGACCAUGACUCUUUAAGGGCAACUUAUCUCCACCCACGUGUAAGCCCCUCGUCCCGAAAGAGGGAAGCUGAGGUCCUUCAGGACUUUGCUUGUGUCAAUGGAUUGGGACCAGACAUAGAGUACAACUUCCGCCUAGUCCGCCAGAUGCAGAGGCUGAAGAGAUGA
This is a messenger RNA of Dovyalis caffra, 822 nucleotides long. The record is from the annotation of a GenBank genome assembly. NCBI's taxonomy places the organism in Eukaryota, Viridiplantae, Streptophyta, Magnoliopsida, Malpighiales, Salicaceae.